Manis javanica (Malayan pangolin) is the source of this 2757-nucleotide messenger RNA. It is a transcript of the gene CHMP7, whose product is annotated as charged multivesicular body protein 7. Gene Ontology annotation, cellular component: multivesicular body; cytoplasmic side of plasma membrane; ESCRT III complex. NCBI's taxonomy places the organism in Eukaryota, Metazoa, Chordata, Mammalia, Pholidota, Manidae. Gene Ontology annotation, biological process: vesicle budding from membrane; late endosome to vacuole transport via multivesicular body sorting pathway. The record is from RefSeq and is a predicted model, not a curated record.
AGGGAACUAGGGCGGAAGGGGAACAGGACCAGGCUUGUGUUCGGUACCUCGGCGAGGCUGGGGUUCCGAUGUGGUCCCCGGAGCGGGAGGCCGAGGCCCUGGCCGGGAGAGACCCGGCAGGCCUGCUGCCCCCCGAGUGGGAGGAGGAUGAGGAGCGCAUGUCCUUCCUGUUCUCCGCCUUCAAAAGGAGUCGCGAGGUGAACAGCACCGACUGGGACAGCAAGAUGGGCUUCUGGGCGCCGCUGGUGCUGAGCCACAGCCGCCGCCAGGGGGUGGUGCGCCUGCGUCUGCGGGACUUGCAGGAGGCCUUUCAGCGCAAGGGCAGCGUCCCGCUGGGGCUGGCCACCGUGCUGCAGGACCUGCUACGUCGAGGGGAGCUGCAGCGGGAGUCAGACUUCAUGGCCAGUGUAGACAGCAGCUGGAUCUCCUGGGGGGUUGGCGUCUUCCUGCUGAAGCCCCUCAAGUGGACUCUUUCCAACAUGCUGGGGGAUAAUAAGGUUCCCGCAGAAGAGGUGCUCGUAGCUGUGGAGCUGCUUAAGGAGAAGGCUGAGGAGGUGUACCGUCUGUACCAGAACUCCCCUCUGUCCUCCCACCCUGUGGUGGCCCUGUCGGAGCUGAGCACCCUCUGCGCGGGCUCCUGUCCGGACGAGAGGACCUUCUACCUGGUGUUACUGCAGCUGCAGAAGGAGAAGAGAGUCACAGUCCUCGAGCAGAAUGGGGAAAAGAUUGUGAAGUUCGCCCGGGGCCCACAUGCCAAGGUCUCUCCUGUCAACGACGUCGAUGUUGGGGUGUACCAGCUGAUGCAGAGUGAACAGCUGCUCUCGUGCAAGGUGGAGUCCUUAUCCCAGGAAGCAGAGAGGUGUAAAGAAGAGGCCCGCCGGGCAUGCCGAGCAGGAAAGAAACAGCUGGCGCUGAGGUCCCUCAAGGCCAAGCAACGGACGGAGAAGCGCAUUGAGGCCCUGCAUGCCAAGCUGGACACUGUGCAAGGCAUCCUGGACCGGAUCUAUGCCUCGCAGACGGACCAGAUGGUUUUCAACGCGUACCAGGCGGGCGUAGGAGCGCUCAGGCUCUCGAUGAAGGAUGUCACCGUGGAGAAGGCAGAGAGCCUUGUGGAUCAGAUCCAGGAGCUGUGUGACACCCAGGACGAAGUUUCUCAGACUCUGGCUGGCGGGGUAGCCAAUGGCUUAGAUUUUGACAGUGAGGAGCUGGAGAAGGAAUUGGACAUCCUUCUUCAAGACACCACCAAAGAACCCCUGGACCUGCCUGAGAGGCAUCAUACCGAUGGAGUGUCUGGCCACAGGGUCUCAGACGCUGAACUUGAAGCUGAACUUGAGAAACUGUCCUUAUCAGAGGGAGGUUUGGUCCCAAGCAGUAAAUCUCCAAAAAGGCAGUUGGAACCGACACUCUAAAGCCAUCAUAGGACCCUCGAGGGAAGGACCCUCAUGUGAAAGAGAGACUAGACUUGUGUGUGUACAUAGUUAUUUAAAUGAGAAGCUCUCAAAAUUUGUUGGGGAUGAGGAGGAAGGAGAACUACUCUGAUUUAUCUGGAUACAGCCACUUACUACAGGACAAUAGGAUUCCGGGAGGCGUGCUCCCAAGGCCUGCUCCCAGCCGGCGCCGUGGACCUGCCUUCUCACCUUUAGUGCCACCGUUUGUCCAGUUCUGUGUGUGACCUGUCGUCUCUCAUAGCCUGCAGUUCUUGCCAUUGGCUCAGUUAGGUUUGUCUUCACCCACCAGCUUUGUUCCAGCCAACGAAGGUGGAAAAUUUGCCAAAUCAAACAGUGUCCUUUUCCCCCAUGUCCACUGUGUUGUAGAGGAACCGACUCUGAGGUCAGCUGAACGACUUGUUCCGGUUUUCCUCUGUCUCCAGUGAUACUGAGAAGAACGAGAACCACAUAGCUGUCGCUUUAUGGAGAUACAUACAGUGUAAACGAUUUUUCUCGGGGGUCAUUUGUCACAUUCUCCAGGUGUUCCAAAAGAGAUGUUAUCCCCACAGGGCUCAGCGCCAUGACAGUUGGAGGAUGCAGUGUCUCUUCCAUUUCAUGCAGAGAAAGAGAAUGCUGACUGGAGAAAGGGUUAUUCUUGGUCUUUGAACUUAAUGGGGAGAAGCCCAGGUGGCUGCGGGGCCCCAAGUGUCCAAACCCCAUGUGCACAUCUUCGCCUGGCCCCCUCCAUGGAGUAACGUAAAUGUGUCAGAACCAGCCACACAACAGCACACCUCCCCUUGAGCCUGGCACCCAACAGGUUCUUUGUUUGAAUUUCAGAAGCAUUUACUUUGGAGCCCAUUGCUCGGGGCGGGGCAUCUGAGCCAGGAUGUGCACUAGAAGCAGAAGAUUGUGGCCUCCGUCAUGCCUGCUGUGUGCUCCCCCGGCCCUGCUCUGCGCCUGCCCCCGCUUCCCAGAGUUCCCUCUUCCUCCUUUGAAGAGUUGGGGAGGAUGGUGCCGGGGGCAGACGGGAGAGGGUCUGAAUGCUCUGGAAAUGGACAAGGGAGAUGACAGCCGCACUGCCACUCUGCUGCCGCCGUACAGGUGUUCCUGCCUGGCGCCCUUCGCCCUGGCCUUCCUGCUUGAGGUGCUGUGGAGCAGACGGCAAGAAUUUGCUCCAGGCCAGGAGCACGAAUCACUGUUCAACAAAUUUCUCUCCUACUUGACCUUGGUAAACUGACAUGUUGGGGGUGAAGAGAAACAAUCACUAUUUUUUCUUUUUUAUCUGGUAAAUAAUUAAAAGAAAACACGAAUGCUGGUUCUUGACUCUUAA